Messenger RNA from Tigriopus californicus, 3694 nucleotides. Its product is annotated as apoptosis-stimulating of p53 protein 2-like. The coding region runs from base 140 to 3511 and encodes 1123 amino acids. Gene Ontology annotation, biological process: regulation of apoptotic process. Gene Ontology annotation, molecular function: p53 binding. Lineage: Eukaryota; Metazoa; Arthropoda; Copepoda; Harpacticoida; Harpacticidae. Gene Ontology annotation, cellular component: nucleus. The record is from RefSeq and is a predicted model, not a curated record. The transcript has 3 exons.
AAUAGAUAGCGGUUGAUGAAGGACAACAUCUCAUUGAGUGUCUCCUCCCUUGUUUAUUUCACUGCCUAGAAAAUCUAAAGCUCAAUCGUGAUCAUGCUCAUUGAAUAGUGAUAAAAAGAGUGCAUGUUAUCAAUCCGUCAUGAGCAUGAAGUACUUGUGUGAAUGUUGUUAUUCUGACACAGAAGGCCUUCUGCCUCCCGUUGAUCAGUACGUGAAAGCUCCUCCUUCAUCGGCUGAGAAAGGUGUUUUGUGUGCUCUAUCCAAUGACUCAUUGGAUCGUCAAGGGUUCUCGAAUCCAGGAAAGGCAGAGAUAGCCUUGAGAAGAAAACCUCGACCCGCGAGUUGGAACGUGGUCAGCAACAUUUCUGAAGAGCGACUUUUAGCUAAUCAGUGGAAUAACAACAGGACCUAUAAUCCAAUGGCUGCUAGUGCCAUGGAACUGGGCCUGGUUUUGGGUGGAUCGGAACGUGGAACAACUUACUUUCAAGCGGAUAUCUUUAACCUGUACCAGUACAACAUGUGGACUCAACACUUCAAUGCUCAGUUCAAUAGAAGUUUCGUCAUCUCCAACACCGGCAACCGUCGCCCUUACUCGUCAUUCUACGGCCCUUCCGCAUCCUCGUCGUCCUCCCCGCCCCCGUCUCAUUCAAGUGGCCAUCAACGACCCCGGUCUCCGUAUUUUGAUCCCCCGUCUUCGUCGUCGACGAGCGGUUUCUUUUCGGCCUCCACUUCGGAGGAUGAUGCUAUGAGGGAACCGGGAUCCUCGUCGGCACCUGCCGGUCCUCAGCAUCAGUCAAAUCCCCACCCAACACGGGCCGGUGGUGGUGGUGGUGGUAGUAGUGGUAGUGGUGGUUUGUCGAAUUUGUCUCCGCAGCAACUCCAAGAAAUGGCUCAGCGACAACAGCGACAGAUUGACUCUCAGCAACAACUCCUGGUGGCCAAGGAACAGCGACUCAAAUAUCUCCGCCAACAAGAUUACAAGCAACAACAGAUGGCCGCAGAGUAUGAGAGGCUGAGGAGGCUUAGAGAAAAGGUGGAAGCCCAGGAGCUCAAACUGCGGAAACUGCGAGCGCUACGUGGCCAGGCCAACCAUGGCUCCUCCAACGGUGGUCCACCCGCAAAUGCGGCAGUACUGGCAGAUUUGGAAUCCAUUCGCUCACUUUUCGGGGAAAAGGAAAAGGAAUUGACCGUCGCCGUUCGGAAAGUAGACGAGCUGACCCAUCAGUUGGAGGAUCUCCGAUCGGGAAGAGUCAACAACAUAUAUCCGCCUCAAGUGAUGGAGCUGGAGCGGCUUCGGAGAGAACUGGCUUAUCGGAAGCAAUUGAACGAGCAACAGAAUAAUAUGAUAUCGCAACAACGAGCCCAAUUAUCCAUGGGACAAGAGGAGAUGAUCAAGAUCGAUAAUCGUAUUUUAGAACUCCAAGAUCGUUUGGCCCGCAAACGAAUGAUGAACCAGCAAUUGGCCAAUCAAAUUAAUGCUGCGACCACGGCGAAACAAGCUCAACUACGUGCCAUACAACAGGGUAUGAACAAGAACAAGAACAAUAAACCCGUGUCCACGGUAGAACCGUUCCAACGUCAAAUGAGCUCGGAACAACACCUUCAAGACGAUUUGCAAAACAAAUUAAAUAAGAAUGAGCCUAGUGACCCCAAGUAUCAGACUUUGCCGUUUGGAACGAAAUUUGGGGGUCCAAUGCCCCCUCCCGGAGCAUAUUCGAAGAACCAGAAAAUCGAGCAACUCAAAAUGGAGAAAGAGAACAACAACGUUCAAUUUGCAGACAACUUGCCCACUCCACCACCACCGCUGUCCUCCAGCACUUCGUCUGGUAUGGCUUUUAAUCGGCAUUCCUCCGGUGCCAGUAGUGGCAAUGGCCAUGCAAUGGACAGUCAAGGCAACUACAACCAGACCUUGGCUUCUAAUGCCAAUGAUCCGAGAGCCAUUGAUAGUAUCACCAAACCAAUUAGUUCUGUGGCGCCCGUUUUCUCAGUGUCAACCUCUGGUGCCACACCAGGAACUCAAUCCCUAUCACGCCCCACCGAUCUAUUCCCACCUACGCCAGAUAAUUACAAUCUCGCUCCCAAGAGUCAGUCCACGCCGAUUGAUCUUCGAGAAUCUCCCGAUUCGUCAAACAAACCUAAACCAGCUCUCCCCCCUAAGCCUUUGGUGUCCAAGGGCAACAAUAAUGGGGCUCAGCCUCCUCCUUACGUGCCCGCCCCGCCUCCCGAUGGCUCGAGAAAGUCUGAGAUGACCAACGAGGACGAAACGGCCAUCACCAUUCGGGGCAAUCAGGUCUAUGAAACCACAUCGAAUCUCUCAGUGUCCGCACACCCGGAGGAAGGCACAUCGGUGGAUGAUGACUCGCCCACACAAUCCGACGAUACCGAAAGUCAUCGAUUGAAUGGUGGAGGCAUGCAAGUCAAUAACCACAACGUGCACAUCAGUAUCAACCGCCGAAUUGAAAUGCCCCCGGCGUUCCACUUUCCCGAGGACCAAACGCCCCCCUCGGAUCUAAUAGCUAACGAUUUCUCUCGGGACAUGGCGGAUAAUGCCGGCAUGUACCCCAUGAUGAAUCAGAUCUACAAGGAGUUUGAUCACCUCAGUAUCGAGGAGCGGAACCAGCUGUUGGCCCGAUCCUUGGAGGAGGAGGAAUAUCUUGUGCCAGAAAUCGAGUCAGACCACGAGCCCGUGACCAAACCUCCGGGUAUCCUUCGGAAGAAGGAUAAGCCUCCAUCUCGGGGACGGCGGAAUAUUUGUUUCGAUGCGUUAGCUCUUCUGCUCGAUGCCUCGCUGGAAGGCGAAUUCGACCUUGUUCAAGCCACGGCUCAAAAGAUCACAAACCUCUCGGCCGCCAACGAUGAAGGCAUCACUGCCUUGCACAAUGCUAUUUGUGCUGGUCACUUUGAUGUUGUCAAGUUCUUGGUAGAAUUUGGUUGUGACGUCAAUGCUCAAGACGCGGACGGUUGGACCCCGCUUCAUUGUGCUGCCUCUUGCAAUAAUCUGCCCAUGAUCCAAUUCCUAGUGGAGCAUGGCGCAUGUAUUUUUGCCACCACUUUCAGUGAUCAGGAGACAGCCGCCGAGAAAUGUGAGGAGGACGAAGAGGGCUAUCUGGGAUGCUCCGAGUAUCUUCUGGACAUUCAGGAGCAAUUGGGCACCAUGAACAAUGGUGAGGUCUUCGCCGUCUACGACUACCAAAAGGUCAACGCCGACGAGCUGUGCUUAGCCCAAGGUGACAAAUUGGUCGUGUUGAGAAGGGGCGACGAGGUCGAAGAGGAUUGGUGGUGGUCCACUUUGAAGAAACAGGGCGAUCAAUCAACCGGUCCCGAAGGCUACGUGGCCAAAAACCUUCUGGGAUUGUAUCCAAGAGUCAAGCCAUUGCACUCGGGCAACUCCAAUAAUGGCAACCCACCACCUCAGAGCGGACAGAUGUCGGAGAGUAGCGACUCUGACAAACAGGACGAGGAUAAGGACAAGGUACCAUCCUCGACAUCGUCCGGAUCUGCGUCUUCAUAGAUGAAAAGAACGAAUGAAAAGAACAACCCCCCCUUUUUAGAUGCAUAUUUGUGUAAUUGUGUAAAUAGUUCGCUCUCCACCCCCCUUUCCACUCAUAUAUAUUCCAUUAUAGAAUCAAUGCCUGUUGAUUUAUUUUUCCCUGCCUAGCUGCUGCUAAUAAUAAUAAAGUCUACCUUUCAGAUA